UCCCAAAUUCGGAUUCAGCAUUUCAUAAUACAAGUGUCAUAAAAACUGUCAGUGGAGGUUAUGACAGCAAAAUUAUCAGUGCAAAUAUGAACGUGGAACUGCAAGAAAGAUUGGUAAAGGCAAUCAGCGAAGCACUUCGCGCUUUUUCCACAGUCGAACCGGAGUUUAAAUACUUGAAAUGGGGCAACCACCCCGUUUGCGACGUUGUAAUUAAAGUACACCUUACACAAUCUCUACGCACCGUGAAGCACGCCGAAGGGAUCGUUAUUGAAUUUUGCAAACGGCCCGAAGCGGAUGUAGCUAGCGAGAGGGUGCAAAUUUGGGGUGAUCCGAACGUGGUUGGCAGAACAAACUCCGUGAGAGAUUUGGCAAACUGGUUUGACAAUCAAAAGUCGCCCCGGGCAGUGGAUAUUCUGCAUUAUCAUCGCGGGGGCAAUGUGAAAAAGAACGUUGACGUGCCAUCGACAUUACCUGGUGUAAGUGAGGGGCUAGCAAGAACGGAAUCGAAUGAUUCUUUUGAAGAGAAAGAUGAGUUCGGUACUUCACUUACAACUAAAUUACUUAUGUGUUUAGUGGUAGUCUAUAGCUUCAUUUUGUUUAAGUUUCUUUGGGAAUACACCGGUACAGUACCUCAAGCAUAAUCAGAGUAUGGACAUUAUCGCCACAAAUUUGUAUCGUUAUUUCCUCGACUUAGAGUUGUUUAAAAUAGAUAAUU
Messenger RNA from Photinus pyralis (common eastern firefly), 715 nucleotides. RefSeq lists its product as uncharacterized. NCBI's taxonomy places the organism in Eukaryota, Metazoa, Arthropoda, Insecta, Coleoptera, Lampyridae. The record is from RefSeq and is a predicted model, not a curated record. The transcript has 2 exons. The coding region runs from base 87 to 641 and encodes 184 amino acids.